Messenger RNA from Nicotiana attenuata, 774 nucleotides. RefSeq lists its product as uncharacterized. The transcript has 2 exons. Bases 1 to 774 code for a protein of 257 amino acids. NCBI's taxonomy places the organism in Eukaryota, Viridiplantae, Streptophyta, Magnoliopsida, Solanales, Solanaceae. The record is from RefSeq and is a predicted model, not a curated record.
AUGCACUCAAAGGUCAUCUUCUAUACAUGGGAUUAUUCAAGACCGGAUAACUCUUUGUUUGUUAGGAUAAGCAAUGCUGGCUUCAUGUUCAUUUUGGUAUAUGUCGACGACAUCAUCGUUACAGGCAGCAAUCCUAUCACUGUGAAUGAGGUUAUAGCUUCUCUUUCCUCUCGCUUUUCACUUAAAGAUAUGGGAAACCUUCAUUAUUUUCUUGGUGUUGAGGUGAUUCGAAGUUCUGAUGACAUUAUUCUCUCUCAAGCAAAUUAUGCCAAUGAAAUUCUAAAUGCUGAAAUGAUGUCUGAUUACAAAAGUGCUAAAACACCAAUGAGUAAUUCCGAGUUACUCAAACCCAAUGAUGGGGCUCAACUUAUAGAUGAAACUCAUUAUCGCCGAGUCUUAGGGAAACUUCAAUAUAUGUCCUUUACAAGGCCGGACAUUUCCUAUGCAGUUAACAAAUUGUCCCAGUAUCUUCGUGGUACAAUCCAGUUUGGCCUACGUGUGACUCCAAAUUGUGAUUUCAAUAUGCACAUGUACUCUGAUGCCGACUGGGCUGGAGAUCUCACUGACAGAUCUUCCACAUCUGGCUACAUUCUAUUUUUUGAUCGCAAUCCUAUCAGUUGGUCUUCAAAAAAGCAAAAAACUGUAGCUCGCACGUCAACUGAAACUGAAUAUAGAGCUGUUGCCAAUGCCCUUGCCGAGUUACUGUGGAUAAGAAACCUAUUACUUGAGAUGAAGCUCCCUGUCAGAGAUACCCCUACAAUCUACAGUGAGUGA